Condylostylus longicornis is the source of this 531-nucleotide messenger RNA. RefSeq lists its product as uncharacterized. The transcript has 3 exons. NCBI's taxonomy places the organism in Eukaryota, Metazoa, Arthropoda, Insecta, Diptera, Dolichopodidae. The coding region runs from base 1 to 531 and encodes 176 amino acids. The record is from RefSeq and is a predicted model, not a curated record.
AUGCCGAAUAAGAAAGAUGUAGACAACAUCACUAUAGGUGAAGUUCUAUCUGCAAAAAUAAAGCACAACGUAUUUUUUUUAAAGAUAGAAACAAAUGCUAGAUUCAAAUUUGAAAAAGUAACAUUAAGUGACACAUAUCAAUGCAUAAAAAGUUUAAAAAAUACGAAUUCUGCUGGUGCAGAUAAUAUAAACUCAAAAAUUUUAAAAGAAUCUAUAAAUGAAUUGGUACACUACAUUAGAGACUUGAUUAACACGUCUUUUGAACUUGUAACAUUUCCCAAAGCAAGUAAGAAUUGUAAAAUUGUGCCGAUAUAUAAAAAGGGUGAUGUAAGUGAUAUUGACAACUUCAGACCCAUAUCUGUAUCAUCAGUUAUAAUCAGUAAAAGACAAUACGCAUUUAGGGAAAAUUCUAAUAUAAAUACCACUUUGUUUGAUGUAAUUUCUUAUAUAGAGCAACAAAUAUGUGAAAAAAAGAAAAUUGGUGUUAUGUUUUUCGAUAUGAAUCAAAAUGACGAUUUUAAUAACAUGUAA